UGCUUUACUUACCUACUUGCACACAUUCGUCAAAUGGCUGGGCAAUCCGAAACUGGCUAUUUGCCCGAGAAACAAUGGUCGGUUGUACAUUUCCUUGCAACUAAUACAGUUGCGUCGGUCCCUAAUAACUGGAUUAAAAAAAUUGAAGAUCAGUUUUAUUGCUAUUGGCCAGAGGGAGAUAAAGACGUAUCAAAAAAGGUAAAAAAGUAUUAUUCGCCCGAUAGUACAUGGCACUUCCUUGAAGUAAGAGUGCUCAAACAGUGUGAUACGUACGACGAAACCAGGAGAUAUGAACGACGUGUGGAAAAUGAAUCUAAUACAGAUAUAGAAAAUGGUAUAAUGAUUUUUUUUUUUUUAAUUUUGACGUCUUAAUUGUUAAGGGUUGUU
Molecule: messenger RNA, 387 nt
Organism: Zophobas morio
Lineage: Eukaryota; Metazoa; Arthropoda; Insecta; Coleoptera; Tenebrionidae
Exons: 3
Coding region: 34-372 (112 amino acids)
Source: RefSeq, a predicted model, not a curated record